Molecule: messenger RNA, 4865 nt
Organism: Bombyx mori (domestic silkworm)
Lineage: Eukaryota; Metazoa; Arthropoda; Insecta; Lepidoptera; Bombycidae
Product: EP300-interacting inhibitor of differentiation 3
Exons: 7
Coding region: 228-1073 (281 amino acids)
Biological process (GO): DNA repair
Cellular component (GO): nucleus; Smc5-Smc6 complex
Source: RefSeq, a predicted model, not a curated record
GAAUUUGAAAGUUGAAUGUUGAAGUUAUUCUAUUGUUUUAAACAAUCACGAAUUUAAAAAGUAUUAAUUGUACAUUACAUACUACCUUCGCUCAAAGUAAUAUUAUUCUCAUUCUGUGCAUACGACGUUAUUGAAUCAGUAACCUAAGCUUAUUAACUGCAAUUCAUAUCUACCCCUAAAUAAUUAUAAAUAAAGUAGGUACAUUUUCUUUAAUAAAGUUCGUAAUAAUGAGUACCGCGGAAUUAAACUCAUCUCAGCGGAAAAGCAAGUACAUUAGUAUGUACGAAACUGUAACUGCUCUAGAAGAUCAAAAUGCGAGCAAUCAAGAAUGUCUAGAUGUUACACACAAAGUUGUGAAAGAGGCAAAGCAACUGGUCCAGGAAGGAGGUGUUGACCAUCGCAGCAAACAUCCUGGUGAGGGAUUGCUGGACGCUCGGGUCCUCCACGCAUCUUCGAACCUAGCGAAGAUGUGCCUCGAGACAGUUGAUGUGAACAUGCAUUUAUAUGACAAGAACCAAUUAGCACAGCACAUUAAAAAUAAACCUGAUUUCUGGGAUUUCACGUAUCCAUUAGAAGUCCCAGCGGUUUCAUAUUUAUAUGGCGCCGGGACGUUACAAGUCAGCUUACCAUCAAGUACACGGUCUAGUCAAUCGAGAUCCCGGGUCGUAGUUCAACACGCCCAGAUGAGGGUUCCAAAAAAUGUGGACAAAGUUCAACAGAUCGAGAACGGCCCAGAACUUGUGAGCAGAGUCGAUCACUUCAUCAAGAAGCAAUAUAAGCUGAACGGUCGCCGUCCGCUGAGCUAUUACAGCGUGGUCCUCGAUCCGGAUUCGUUCAGCAAGACCGUCGAGAACAUAUACUACGUGUCGUUUCUUGUGCACGACGGCUUGGUGGCUGUCGAAUUAGAUGAAACUUACGGUCUCCCGUUCAUAUCGCCACGCGAAGCGCCCAGGGACAACGACGGCGCGCUUCACGACAACCAGAUGAUCAUGUCAAUAGAUAUGAAAAUGUGGAAGGAAUUAAUCGAAGUAUUUCAGAUCAGUAAGCCGCUGAUGGUGAUCAAGAGGCUGUGAAGAUGACGUCUCCGUAGAGUUUGGAUGUGGAUUGUACAGUAAUUCUCUCUAUAACACGGUAUAUUGGUGCCGCGUUAUAGGAAACGCGUUGUAGUAGUAUUAUCGCAUAACGCGCUUGGCUGUGUGACCCCAUAUAACGCGGUAUAUACAAAUAUAAUAUAUAUACAUAUAUAAUACAAUAUUGCCAAUUUUUUUACAGUUCUAAAACUAGGAACACAAAUUUAAUAAAUUAGGUAAUUUUAUUAUAUUUUAUAAGAACACAAUAGACACAAUGUUCAAAGCUACGCGAUAUAAAUUUUUGAACUGUAGAAAAAACAUUAUAAAUUUCAUAGUGUACAGAAAUAUAACUUUGGUAUAUGGGGGAGAAUACCCGUGAUAUGUUAUUUUAUAUCGACGCUUGAAAGGCAAACGUGACUAAGCGACAAUAACUGCUUUGUACAUAAAUGAUAGGCAAUAACCAUAUUCGAUGCGCAAAAAAUAUAUAUUUCUAGGUCUAUUAAAAUCAUUUCAAUCCUACAGCUACUAGCUAGAUUCUACUACAGCUAGAUUCGUUAAAAUUGAUUUUUUUUCAGGUAUUUCAAUUAGUUUAGUGUAAAGUUCACGCAUUGUCACUUAGUCACGCUUGCCUUUCAAGCGUCGAUAUUAUUACUAGUAGACCCGGCCACACGUUGCUGUGGCUAAGGUUUUUGUUUCUAAACAACACGCGGCUGGCUAUGCUAAUAUCAAAGAUUAACAAACUAGCGACCCGCCCUCGCUUCGCUUCGGAAACUGUAAUUUAUUAUUGAUUUCUCCACUAUUUAAUGGAUGUUAUUAUACAUAUAAACUCCUCCUGAUCCACUAACGGUGCUUCUAGGUACUUCAAGGACCGGUCACCGUUCUCGUCGAACCCGUCGCUUGUGACGAAGGGCUCGACGAGUAAAUUAACUCUCAGACACAGCCCACUGAGUUUCUCGCCGGAUCUUCUCAGUGGGUCGCGUUUCUGAUCCGGUGGUAGAUUCUGCGAAGCACGGCUCUUGCUAGGGCCAGUGUUAGCAACGUCAUCAGGUUUAAGCCCCGUGAGCUCACCUACUAGUUACGGUUCCGCUGGAAUAGCCGCUCCAGGCUACCAGCUUAGGUAGGAAAAAAAAAAAAAAAAACAUAAUCUUUCAAAUCAAAUCAAAUCAAAAAAGCGAUUUUGUUUUAUAUACUAUAUAGUGAAGUAACAAUUGGAUUUCACUGUAUUGCGUUUACUAUGAAAUAAAUUUCACUUAUACUUUAGCCUCAGCAACACGUGGUGCUUAAGCCAUUAAAUUGUAGCUUAUGUGAGACUUUGGUAUUUUUAACACAGCGCCAUCUAUGAGAUAUCACUGGUGGUAGGACCUCUUGGGAGUCCGCACGGGUAGGCACCACCACCCCGCCUAUUUCCGCCGUGAAGCAGUAAUGCGUUUCGGUUCGAAGGGUGGGGCAGCCGUUGUAACUAUACUGAGAUCUUAGAACUUAUAUCUCGAGGUGGGUGGCGCAUCUACGUUGUAGAUGUCUAUGGGCUCCAGUAACCACUUAACACCAGGUGGGCUGUGAGCUCGUCCAUUCAUCUAAGCAAUAAAAAAAUAAAAUAAAGAUAUUAAUGUCAGACAGUAUUACAAUAGUCUGUAAAAACUGAUUUAAGGCGCCAUCUGUUUUAGACCUAUGAAACUUACAAUGAAUAACAAAAAUCAACAUAAAAAAUCAUUUUAUUGUUAAUUACUAAAUAUUGCGACAAUUAAUCGAAAUAAAAACCAUCCUAUCUUUCAAGUUGGAUCAAACUGCACACGGUGUGCAAAUUUAAUUUAAAAUCGGUUAAGUAGUUUAGGAGUCCAUCGCGGACAAACAACGUGACACGUGAUUUAUAUAUAUAUUAAGAUAAGAUUAAGAUACUAGCUGACCCGGCAGACUUCGUAGUGCCUCAAUCGAUAUAUAAAAAGACCUUAACUUUAGUAUAAUAAUAAUAAUAAUAACAAUAAGCCCAUUUUAUUUCCAAAAAUAAAGAAAGAAAAAAAAGAAAAAAAAAGAAAAAGAAAAAAACACUUUAUCAAAUAAAAAUUACAAAAUUAAAUAUAAACUUGUGUUUGGAACCCCAUUCGGGUAUAGGCCUCCUCCAGCUUGCUCCACUCUUCCCUAUCCUUGGCUUUGUUUCUCAAUUCUUUUCCAUUUUAAGUUUAUUUUAUACUAAAGUUCUGGAAAAGAACUUUAGUAUAAAAGGAAUCCGUCCGACAGGGGACACAUCAAAGGAACAACAAAAUUGUUUGUUUUUAUAUAAUUCCGAUAAUUUUCAUAUUUAUUCACCUUUUAAACCUUCCCUGGAUUUCCACAAAUAAUUCAAGACCAAAAUUAGCCAAAUCGGUCCAGUCGUUUUCGAGUUUUAGCGAGACUAACUAACAGCAAUUCAUUUUUAUAUAUAUAGAUUGCCAAUGUUUUUACAGUUCUAAAACCAGGAACACAAAUUUAAUAAAUUAGGUUAUUUAAUUAUUAUUUUAUUUUUAUAAGAACACAAUUGACACAAUGUGCAAAGGUACGCGAUAUUAAAUUAUGAACUGUAGAAAAUUAUUCCGGACGGCCACGGUUCAGGUUUCGGCCACCGCGUGUGAUUUUCAGACUUCUUACGUUAAAACGUGGCAGCUCGAGUAUUGCCGCAGUGGCUGUCGCGGAACGGGUGCUGGGAUUGCUUCGAGGAAAUAACGAAGACUCAGUAUGGCGUUCACACGGUCCUCGUGGCUUGACCGGCGCAGGGCGGAGGAGCGAGUCUCUUCUUGUUCUUCCGAAGAGGCGUUGACUCGUCGGCUCGCUGUCUCGAACUGAAUUUUGCAACAACAACAACAAGAGGUGUCGUCGUACCCCCUGACGGGGGCACGGAACGGGCCUCGGGGCAAACCCCACUGCCCGGGCUGAAACUCCCUGCCACAUAGGGCAGGGGUGAAGUAAUGCACGGAGGACUGGGGAGAGGUACGCUGUUCGCAGCGCGCACGGCUGCACUAUAUCGACAAAAUAUAAAUACAUAAAUAUAAUAACGAUGGGCUUGUUUCUCCGGGGUAGAGUGAUGCGAUCUCGCGGAUGACUCCGGAGAUCACCUAGGCCAAGUUUUCCCAAAGCGUCAGCAGCCAUGCAGCAAAGCCGGCAGGCUGGGAGGCCUGUCGACCGCUGCGUCGCUCGCGCUGAGGGCGGGGAGGAAGGGGGGGCUGGCUGUUUAAAUCAAAGUUGCCUUCGGCCUGAUGGACCGAUGGCAGUGGCAAACUAGUAUUUGUUGUUUGGGCAGUAGGGGAGGCCUCGUUGACCUCCAUUGUCUCGACGACAGUUUGGUGUUGCUCGAAAGGUACUGCAUUAGUCGCUCUGAUGGCUUCCUCUCUCUCGUGCUUCUUUUUUUAAACCUUUUUUUUCCUUUUUCUUUUUGUUCCUGUUUUUGUUUUUGCCGGGUGCAGGACCGCUGGUCGAGCGAGAUGUAGGUAUGACACCAGCGGUGGUGCGACCACGAGGAACGGGAAUAGGUUUAUUUGCCCGCCGCGGCCGGUUGGCCUGCGCCAUCAACGUGGUCGCUGACGGCUCAGCCUCCACUACCACGGCGGACGGAAUGGAGUUUCGAGGGGGAGGGGCCGGGGGAAGGGAAGAUUUCCCUUUCCCCUUUCACUUCCCCUUUACUAUGGGAAGUACAGCCGGAACAGCUGCACUCCCGGCUCCAGGCACCGGUGGCGCAGGAGGAGGGACGGUGACUCCCAUCAUCCUGGCCCGUUUGCGGAAGACCGCACACCGUCUGUCGACGGCGGCGUGGUCCUUCCCACAAUU